UUCGGCUUUAUACUGAAACUUUAAAAAAGUUUAAGCGCUGUCUUAACAAUUCAAAUCCCAACCCAACGAUCAGGCUAUUGUACGAAACUACUUCCCCUACGACGAACAAUGGCCGUGGUUUGUGCAUGGGCCAACUAUACACUCGUGACGGCCGUUUGGUUGCCACUACAGUGCAAGAAGGGGCAUUGCGUUUGAAACGACAAUCAAAGGCUUGAUAUUGGGCAGCGCAGGAGAACAUCGGAACGGUUUCGAAUUUAAUAAAAGAAAUUGUAUAUUACGGCGAGUGAAAAAUCGGUGUACUUUUUUUCCAUCACAUUUUUUUUGUCCUCUCUUCUUUCGUGUUUGCCAAGUAUGAUUUCAAGUGUGUUGAGAACAAGUGUGCUUCGACACGUCAGAACAGCCACCUGUCAUGUUGCUCGUCGAUCAGCUUCAACCACCGCUGCUACCGCUCCUACCAAGGUGUGGCCUUGGGCCCUGGGAGCAGCUGCCACCGGCGGAGCAGCAGGCUAUUACUAUGCUGGCCAGCCCGUCAAGGUUAGUGCGACCCAAGGCAAGACUCAAGCAAGAGAGAAAGUGAGCACAAAGACCAUCAAGGAAGCUUAUGAGCGGCUACAGAAAGUGCUGCCUGCACAGGACGUCACUGUUGACGAGGAAGCACUACAGUUCCAUGGUUUCACCAGUAACAGCUACCAUAAUGAAGGCGCUCCCAACAUUGUGACAUUUCCACGAAAUACACAGCAAGUAGUUGAAAUCGUCAAGAUCGCGAAUGAACUAAAUGUACCUGUCAUACCUGUUGCUGGCUUAACAAGUCUGGAAGGUCACUUCAGUGCUCCGUAUGGAGGAAUUUGUAUAUCAUUUGGAGAGAACAUGGAUAAUAUUGUAGCCUUUCAUGAUCAAGACAUGGAUAUUGUCGUUCAACCAGGGGUUGGCUGGGAAGAUCUCAAUGCUUUCCUCAAGCCACAUGGCAUGUUCUUCCCAUUGGAUCCUGGUCCAGGCGCUUGCAUCGGUGGUAUGGUAGGCACUGGAUGCUCUGGUACAAAUGCUGUGCGAUACGGAACCAUGCGUGAGUGGGUGCUAAAUGUGACAGCCGUCAUGUCGGAUGGAAGUGUCGUCAAGACAAGACAAAGACCUAGGAAAUCAUCGGCAGGUUACGACCUUACCAAACUGUUUAUUGGCUCGGAAGGCACAUUGGGUAUUGUGACAGAGAUUACACUCAAACUUGCCACCAUCCCAAAAGAAACUUCAGUGGCUGUUUGCGAUUUUCCCAGUAUUCGAGAUGCUGCAGCAGUGGUACCGGAAAUAAUGAUGGCUGGCAUUCAGGUCGGCGCCGUAGAGCUACUGGAUGAUUUGAUGAUGAAAGCGAUCAAUAUGGCAAACCCUCGCUUGGGAUACGAAGAGAAGACGACGUUGUUUUUCAAAUUUUCAGGUCCAGACAAAGCCCAGGUUGAACGAGACAUCACACUUGUGUCUGAGAUUGUCAACCGACAUAAGGGCGGUAAAUUCAAAUAUGCCAAAACCGAAGCUCAGAAGGACGAGUUAUGGGAGGGGCGAAAGGCGGCGCUGUGGAGUUCUGCAUUGUUGAAACCGGGCUGCUCAAUCUGGACUACAGAUGUGGUGGUGCCUGUGUCUAGACUUCCGGAUUUAAUCGAGCACACCAAAGACGACGUUGCAAAAUCUUUUCUACCCUGUCCCAUGGUCGGUCAUGUUGGCGAUGGAAACUUCCAUGUCUUCAUUUUGUUUGACCGGGAUAGCCCAGAAGAAACCGCUGAAGCCAAACGCAUUAAUUCCCGAUUAAUUGAUCGUGCCAUUCUUAUGGAAGGUUCUUGUACAGGUGAACAUGCGGUAGGGAUAGGCAAGAAAGCCUAUCUGCCCAAGGAGUUGGGCGAAUCUACUAUAGACCUGAUGCGCACUAUCAAGUAUGCUAUUGACCCAAAUGGCAUCAUGAAUCCUGGAAAAACGCUUCCGGACAAGGAAUAGACGUUAUAACGAUACCCUGGCAAGGAAACGGAGUGAAGGGAGAGCCUGGCCAGCGCCACAGAAAUCCACUAUAUCCGAAUUUUAUUGGUGUGCAUACAAAU
Umbelopsis ramanniana AG is the source of this 2078-nucleotide messenger RNA. RefSeq lists its product as uncharacterized. The transcript is spliced from 6 exons. NCBI's taxonomy places the organism in Eukaryota, Fungi, Mucoromycota, Umbelopsidomycetes, Umbelopsidales, Umbelopsidaceae. Gene Ontology annotation, molecular function: D-lactate dehydrogenase (NAD+) activity; FAD binding; D-lactate dehydrogenase (cytochrome) activity. Gene Ontology annotation, biological process: lactate catabolic process. Bases 352 to 1977 code for a protein of 541 amino acids. Gene Ontology annotation, cellular component: mitochondrion. The record is from RefSeq and is a predicted model, not a curated record.